Messenger RNA from Anisakis simplex (herring worm), 690 nucleotides. NCBI's taxonomy places the organism in Eukaryota, Metazoa, Nematoda, Chromadorea, Rhabditida, Anisakidae. The record is from the annotation of a GenBank genome assembly.
ACCGAUACGACACUUGAUCUGCCGAAUCAUACCGAUACGACACUUGAUCUGCCGAAUCAUACCGAUACGAUACUUGAUCUGCCGAAUCACACCAAUACGAUACUUGAUCUGCCGAACCAUACUGAUACGAUACUUGAUCUGCCGAAUCAUACCAAUACGAUACUUGAUCUACCGAAUCACACCAAUACGACACUUGAUCUGCCGAAUCAUACCGAUACGACGCUUGAUCUACUGAAUCAUACCGAUACGGCACUUGAUCUGCCGAAUCAUACCGAUACGGCACUUGAUCUGCCGAAAAAUACCGAUACGACACUUGAUCUGCUGAAUCAUACCAAUACGGCACUUGAUCUGCCGAAUCAUACCGAUACGAGACUUGAUCUGCUGAAUCAUACCGAUACGACACUUGAUCUAUUGAAUCAUACAGAAGCGAUAUUUCAUCUUCAGACGACCCAUAAUCAUCCAUCAAUAGCAUGCGAGGUGAAUGUUGGCAUUUUCUACGAUCAAAUGCUGUAUCAAAGGCCAGUGAAUGUGCAUGAAAAAAUCGCACGAAAAUUUUAUUGUGGUUUUUCAUUCGGUCGGCAAACAAUUCAAGUGUUUAGCAAUGUCAUUCACGCAGUUGUAUUGGUUUGUGCGUUGAAACGAGUGAAAAAAUCCACUCGUUUCAACGCAAAAACGAAUACAAUUAAAUAG